This is a messenger RNA of Nymphaea colorata (pocket water lily), 944 nucleotides long. RefSeq names its product polyadenylate-binding protein 2-like. The record is from RefSeq and is a predicted model, not a curated record. Gene Ontology annotation, molecular function: RNA binding. The transcript is spliced from 6 exons. Lineage: Eukaryota; Viridiplantae; Streptophyta; Magnoliopsida; Nymphaeales; Nymphaeaceae. Bases 109 to 759 code for a protein of 216 amino acids.
UGUCUCCCCGCCUCCCUCUCUCUCUCUCUCUCUCUCCCCACCCCCACUUCUCUCUCGCGCGCGCGCUCUCUCUCUCUUCUGAAGGUUGAAGCGGAGGCAGGUCGGGGCAUGGAGGGGCUGCCGGAAAAUGAGGUCUAUAGCGAGGACGGCGUGCAGGAGGAGGGCGAGAUGGACGCGGAUAUGGUCGCAGCUGAAGACGGCGAGCCUUCAUUUUCCAAGGAAUUGGGUCAGAUGAAGAGGAGGCUUAAGGAGAUCGAGGACGAGGCCGGUGCUCUCCGCGAAAUGCAGGCCAAGAUAGAGAAGGAGAUGGGCCCAGGGCAAGAUUCUUCUAGUGCUGCAGCAACACAAGCAAGCAAAGAGGAGGUGGAUGCCAGGUCCAUCUAUGUUGGCAACGUGGAUUAUGCUUGUACACCAGAGGAAGUCCAGCAGCAUUUCCAGUCAUGUGGUACAGUCAAUAGAGUGACCAUUUUGACAGACAAAUUUGGCCAGCCCAAGGGCUUUGCUUAUGUUGAGUUUGAUGAAACUGAUGCUGUCCAGAAUGCGCUCCUCUUAAAUGAGUCCGAGUUGCAUGGCCGCCAGUUAAAGGUGUCAGCAAAAAGAACAAACGUCCCUGGAAUGAAACAAUACAGAGGUCGGCGGCCAAACCCAUACUUUGGUUCUCGAUUUCAGAGGCCCUUUGCGCCGGCUGUAUAUUCUCCUUAUGGAUAUGGGAAGGCUCCUCGAUUCAGGCGUCCAAUGAGGUACAGGCCUUACUAUUGACGACAGUUUUCAAGCUGACAGAAUUCGAAUGUAUUGUCACUUCAGCAAUUUUACAUCAUCUUGUAAACACAUUAUUAUGCCCUUCUACUUGGAUCAAAGUGAUUUUUUCGGCUUUUGUAACGUGCAACUUAAGUCUAAGAUGUUUCACUGAUUAAUUUACAGUUGAAAUGGCUUUUUCUUCAAAA